Aspergillus chevalieri is the source of this 1200-nucleotide messenger RNA. Its product is annotated as exosome non-catalytic core subunit RRP42. Gene Ontology annotation, biological process: nuclear polyadenylation-dependent mRNA catabolic process; nuclear polyadenylation-dependent rRNA catabolic process; U4 snRNA 3'-end processing. Bases 1 to 1200 code for a protein of 399 amino acids. Gene Ontology annotation, cellular component: nuclear exosome (RNase complex); cytoplasmic exosome (RNase complex). The record is from RefSeq and is a predicted model, not a curated record. NCBI's taxonomy places the organism in Eukaryota, Fungi, Ascomycota, Eurotiomycetes, Eurotiales, Aspergillaceae. The transcript is spliced from 2 exons.
AUGUCCGCCCGCCAGGCCUCCUCAGCCUCGCAAACCCCGCACCUCUCCCCCGCUGAACUCUCCUACAUCUACACGUCGCUUUCCCUCCCCAACACUCCCAUCCGCCCCGACGGCCGCUCAUCAACCCAAUUCCGCCCUCUAACUGCCGAAACCGACAUUCUCCCGGGGACGAACGGUAGCGCGCGCAUCGGUUUCGCAGACGGGACGCAGGCGAUUGUCGGCGUGAAGGCGGAGGUCGAGAAGACGGUUGUUGCGGCCGAUGCGUUGGAUUUGAGGAGUAUUUCGAGACAGGCGCAAGGGGAGAGUUUGGCGCGUGAGAGUAGUGAGGAAAAGGAGAGUGGUGGUGCCGGGGAGGAUGGGACUGCUACUGGGCAGGGGUCGUGGGUGCAGAUGUCGAUUGAGAUUCCGGGGUUUAGGGAUGAUGAUGCGUUGCCGGUUUUUCUGGCGGAGAUGAUGAGGGAGCCGCUUGUGGGGAGUGUUUCUGGUGGAAGUGGGAAAGGUGAGGACGGUGAGAUGGCGGGUGGGUUGAAGGGGAGGUUGGUGAUUAAUCGUCGGUGGCAUUGGAGGUUGUAUAUUGAUGUCCUUCUUCUCUCACAACCGCUGUCAUAUCCCCUUCCGCUGCUCUCCCUCACAACACACCUAGCCCUCCUGUCAACAAAACUCCCCAAACUCAAAUCCCAAGGCGAAGAAGAUCCCUUCUUUGACGACGACUGGGCCGCCGCCGAAUACCUCUACCCCCGCACACGCACCGCAAUUAACACCCCCAAACCGCCCUCCCAAAAUGUCCGCCCCCCAAUCACCCUCCUCGUCCUCUCUGCCGGCGAAAACAUCAUCUUCGACCCGAGCCGCGAAGAAAUUGCCGUCGCAGACUCCGUCCUCGCGGUAUCCGUCACCCGCGAUUCCGAAUUCGGUGGCCUGAAAUUGCUCUCUAUCCGUACCGUUGACCCGCCGUCGAGACUGACGCAACCUGGUGUUGCGAAUUCGGACAAUGUGACUACGUUGGGAUCUACUGGGGCUGCUGAGGAGGCGAGUUUGCAGCAUCCGAGUGUUGGGGGGGAGGAGGAGAUGCCAGGGGUCUGGAGGCCGAGACGUGGUGGUGUUAAGAGGGGCGUUAUUGCGAGGAUUGUGAAGAUGGUGCUUAAGAAGGGGGGUGUGGGGGAGGAGGUUUUGGAGGGAUUGGAGGGGGUUGAGGUGGGAUGA